Fundulus heteroclitus (mummichog) is the source of this 3296-nucleotide messenger RNA. RefSeq names its product junction-mediating and -regulatory protein-like. The coding region runs from base 655 to 2619 and encodes 654 amino acids. Gene Ontology annotation, biological process: Arp2/3 complex-mediated actin nucleation; positive regulation of apoptotic process; intrinsic apoptotic signaling pathway by p53 class mediator. The transcript has 7 exons. The record is from RefSeq and is a predicted model, not a curated record. Gene Ontology annotation, molecular function: Arp2/3 complex binding; transcription coactivator activity. NCBI's taxonomy places the organism in Eukaryota, Metazoa, Chordata, Actinopteri, Cyprinodontiformes, Fundulidae. Gene Ontology annotation, cellular component: cytoplasm; nucleus.
AUCAAUCUAAAGUAGUUAUAGCAAGGAGUAAUGUAAAACAAUUUUAGAAUGACAAUAGACGGUUUUCUGAUUGAAAUCCGCAACCAAGAAUCAAGAAAGUUCGUCUUUCCGAUUAAACUGUGGACCCUGAACACAACGUGCGGAGCGUUAAGUCCCUCCCCGGAUUUGACAAACGCGCACGCAGCUUGUGCUUGUAAACAGAAGCUCACACGUGACACGGAGAGGCGAGCGGAGUCGCGCGACCGCAUUGUCUGAGCGGACAAAGGAGCGCACUGUGAGCUCGAGCUUCGGCCAGGUGAGCGGCCAGGUGUUAUGGCAACCGACGUGAUGCGCCGCAACGCGAAGCCGCGAGGCUGUGCUCCUUUAAAGAGCGACGUCCGGGGACGCGUGCGCUCGCUCGGGCUCGAUGUCUGAACCGCAAAUCCCGGAGCUCGGUGGGAUAACGUCGUUGACUGCGUUCUCUCGCUGCUCUCGCGCACGCAGCUGGCUUACCGAACAGGAGAGCCUUUGUUGUUUUAACGCCAAAAGCUGGCCGAAGGGUCAUUUCUCUCCGCCGCCGUCGUCAACUAGCAGUAGCCUUUAGCCUCGGCGGCCGAACAAAUUAAUUUCUGAAACGACAGCGAGCGCGCGUGCGUCGUCCAGCGGCUGGAUGAGAUGUCUUUCGCCAUGGAGGAUAGUUUGGAGUCCGGAUGGGUGUCAGUGCGACCCAGGGUGUUCGACGAGAAAGAGAGGCACAAAUUCGUUUUCAUCGUGGCCUGGAACGACGUCGAGGGAAAGUUCGCCAUAACCUGCCACAACAGAACCGUCCAGAGACGGAGCACUUUUCUGGACUUGGAUUGUAGCCCCGCCGCCGCCGCCGCCGCCGCUCAGAGUCCGGCCAAAGCGAAAAAAGCCGAAGCCUGUCAAGCUGAUAAAGUUGGACCGCACUCUGUCCCGACAGGAAAAGCCGCAACAAACACCGGAGAUGGGGGCAACGCUGUAAAGAGCGGCCGUUCAAAGGCGCUCGAGUGCGCCAGCAGUCCCACAUUAGGGUCCUGGGACAUCGUGACGCCCAAGGAGAUGGACAUGGAGAUCCUGGACUCCGCGGACGUCCCCUCGUCCCCGGAGGACGCAGAGCCGGGAGACGGCGAGGCCGGCCUCCGCGAGGACUUCAGCUGGGCCGGCCUGUUCUCCUUCCAGGACCUGCGGGCGGCCCACCAGCUGCUGUGCGCCGUCAACUCGGACCUGGAGCCGUGCCUGCCCUCCUUCCCGGAGGAGCAGUCCGGCGUGUGGACGGUGCUGUUCGGCGCCCCGGGCAUGUCGCCGAGGGAGACGGACGCGCUGUGCUACCAGCUGCAGGUGUACCUGGGCCAUGCCCUGGACACCUGCGGCUGGAGGAUCCUCUCCCAGGUGCUGUUCUCAGAGACCGACGACUCGGAGGAGUACUACGAGAGCCUGAGCGAGCUGAGGCAGAAAGGCUACGAGGACGCGCUGGAGGCGGCCAGGAGGCGCAUGCAGGAGGUGUUGGACAAGCACAAGGCCAUCGACAGCAUGGUGGAGCUACUGCAGGUGUACCCCGAGGAGGACGAGGCGUACGGAGAGCUGCUGGAGGCCACGACGCAGCUGUACCACUACCUGCUGCAGCCCUUCAGGGACAUCAGGGAAGUGGCAACUCUGCGGCGGCAGCAAAUUAAGAUCUGCCUGGAGACGGAGCGUCUCGGGCCUCGCCGCGUGGACAGCCUGAGGAAAGAGGACGAGGAGUGGCAGAAGAAGGCUCACACCGCCGUGCUCUCUAUUCAGGACCUGACCGUGAAGUUCUUUGAAACCACAACCCGAGCUCAGAAAGCUCUUUAUGAGCGGAUGCGCGCCGACCAGAGGAAGUUUGGAAAGUCGGCGUGGGCCGCCGCUGUCGAGCGCAUGGAGCGGCUGCAGUACGCCGUUUCCAAGGAAACUCUGCAGCUCAUGAGGGCCAAAGAAAUCUGCCUGGAACAGAAGAAGCACGGCUUGAAGGAAGAGAUGCAGAGUCUGCAGGGUGGGGAGGAUGCAAUGAUGCGUCUGGACCAGCUGGAGGCACUUUACUACGAGCUGCAGCUGCAGCUGUACGACAUUCAGGCCGAGGUGCUGCGCUGUGAGGAACUGCUGCUGACUGCGCAGCUGCAGAGUCUGCGCAGGCAGAUGAUGGAGCGACAGGAUGAGGUGGUGUACUACGAUGCCUUUGAGAGCCCAGAUGCCAUGAAGGGUGAAGAGGAACCUGCACCCCCACCAUCGCCCCUCAGAGAUGAAGAGCUCUGUGUCCUCCAGCAGAGGACGCGGCAGCUCGAGGCCCGGAGGGGCCGCAUCACCACCAAGAAAGUCUACCUCAAAAACAAGAAGGAAAUCUGUAUCUUCAACCACAACCAGAAAAUCCAACAGCGCCAAGGAAGUAAUACUGACUGCAACUCUCUGCAGGUAGUGCAACAGGUUGGAUCACAUCGUUUGUUUGUGUCCUGUUACCUUAUACAGGAACAUUUAGUACUGUUCUUGGUCUGCUAUAUCCUGGAACAUCAGUUCAUGGUGGAGGAAAUGGACCCCAGACCAUUUAAACAGUGUCUUGCAAAACCAAUCAAACCCUUAGACCUUUUUCACAAUAUUGUGACGUGACAUGUACCAACUUCAAUGUAUUUGAUUGGGAUUUUUUGGAUAUACCAACGCAAGGUUGUGCAGAACUAUGAAGAUGAAGAAAAAGGAUCCAUGGUUUUCUUCUUUUUUUUUUAUCUUUAGUUUUCAUAAUUUUAAUAAUGAAUUAAAAAAACUGUUUGUACAAUAUUUGAAUUUCUACAGACGGAAGAUUUUCCUUGUUUCCCCGAACAUCAAUUUCUGACCACAGAAUCGGUCCAGUCAAAGUCAAGAGACGUAUUCAAGAAUGUAAGACAUGAACAUGCUAUGGUCUGAGCCGUUCAAUAGUAGCUCUGGCUAUUUGUUUUCCUGCUGGAAGACGAAGCCUCGUCCCAGGCUCAGGUUUUACGGCCGCUAACAUAGUUUCUCUCAGACUUGCCUUGUGUUUGUCACCAACCAGCAUCUCUGUCUCUGCUGAGGACAAGUCCUGUUUCCCUGUGGUAACGAUGCGUUCAGGGGAAUCUGCAGUGUUAGUUUUCAACCAAAUGCAGCAGUUUGCAUUCAACCCAAAAGUCUAAAAGAUGGAGGGGGAGUGAACUAAUUAGUAGUAUUUUUAAAGAAAAGGUCCAAUCUAGGACUGGGUUUGCAAAUCAGCCAUUGGCUAGACCACCUUUGUACAAACACAAUGGUUGCAUCGUUUCAUCAUGUAACUUUGUCUUAUG